UGCCUGCUCUAGUAUUUGAAACAGGUUAAGGUACACAUUUCUUUCCUCCUCAUUUUUUCUGCUGUGCUACAGGUCCUUCGCAGACAACACAGACCUGUCAUGGCAGCGGCACUAUAGUCACUGUCUUAUCUCCAGCCUUCAACAUCUUUCUUUACAACACCCUUCCUCCUUUUCCUUCUCCUCUUUCCUCUCUUGCUCUUACCUCCUCUCUCUUUCUUUGCCCCUCUCUCUCGUUGUCUUUCAGAAGUCUGAUGCUGGCUGUAUGGUUAAUUAAACCAAGUCAAUGAUUAAACAGUAGGCCACAGGCAGGCAUGCACGUAUGUUUCACUGUGUACUGACUAGGUUGCUGUGUGUGGAUACAUGCUUCUGUUUCCCAAAUAACUCAGCAUAUGUGUGCACUCUACUCUACACCCCCUUUAGCAGCAGCCACACCAUCCUUGAGGAAAGACCUGGCAGUUUUACCUUAUCGCAGACAGGUAGAGGAAGCAACUAUCAGCUAUUGCAAUAACAAACAAACAGCUACAAGUCAUACAGUUUAUCAAAUCCAAAUGCUAAACUUUAUCCAAAAGAGCAGCACAAAUAACAACAUACAAAGGAUAUUGAAAUAUUAAAAAUCAUAGAUAAAUAGACAAAUAGAUAGAUAUAUCUAUUGUAAAGUAUUUUAGACCUAAGAAGAAAACUUUAUUGUGCAGGAAUAUCUAUGUAGUUGCUUGUAUGCAUUAACAUCCACAGAUUAGUAUUCUGGUCAUCAUAUUUGAAAUAUACAAUUUAUCUUCAAGAAAUUUUCAAAAUCACAAAGUGUAAAUCAGGUACUAUUAAGUGGGACAGAGUUACUACAGUAUCACUUAUUGAAAGCUUGAAUAAAUUUAUGGUUCUGCUUUUGGUCAAAUCAAUGGAUAAUUCUAUAGAUGUAGGUGAAGUAGGACUAUAAUCUACAGGGCAUGUAACAUUUAUGGAGAAGACAUGGCUAACAGAAUUUAAAUUACACUGAAAAUACACAUACAAACCAAUUAAAAUGGCAAGCAGUGGUCCUCCAUCUGUUUUGGACAGACGCUCCCCUCAUCCAGACAGUAAACUUGUUGUUGAUAGGAUUACUCGUCGACGAAGUCCUGUACGUGCCAAUAAAGGACCAUGCAAUGAUGAAGUACACUCGCGCAUCGCACAACCAUACCGAACCAGCUUUUCUGCAGUUGUUUCUCUUCCACGUGUACGGAAGACAUCAAAUGAAGUUCUUGCGGCAAACCUUGCUCUAGAAAGAUCUCGUUCUGAUCAAGGUAGUGUCAGCUCAAAGAGUUCUCGUCGAGGUAUUAGCCCUCGACAUGUGAGAUAUGAUGACAACGUACGAGUUAGACAUUCAGAUACUGAAGACAGUUUAAUGACCAGUCUCAGUGGUCAAGAAUCUAGUUAUAGUCCUCUUGAAUCUCCACGAGACAGCUCUGAUAUAUUAUCUCCAAUUUCUGCAAUGUCAUCAGAAUCAGACAAAAGUUGUCCACAACUAAUUGUUCCCUCAACUGGAACAUUAACAAAUAAACCUAUUCACCAAGAAACUUUAAGAGGAAUCCGUAAGGGCUGUGAAAACAAUACGCUCCACCCAGGGGACAGAUUAACCCCAAAUAACAGUGUAAGCUUUCUACCCUCUGAAUCUUCAGUACAUGGUGGAGAUUCAGGAGUUAGUACAGAUGUUGACAGUCAACGAGAAAAAACCAGCAAAUUGAAUAUAAAUAAAGAUUAUGUUUAUGAUCGAACUAUCAGUUAUCGCAUGGCAAUCCAAGCUCAGUAUUCUGAUGAAGUAAAAAGACUUGCUGAAGCCAAAGUUGUUGAGAAAGCUCCUGAAGAAGAAGCCGAAGUUUCAAAUCCUGAACUGAAAAAAAGCGAGGUUUGUGCUCAAUCAUCUUUACCUUCCUCGCAGUCAAAUGACUCCCAAAAAUCUACUUCUCAAGGUGCAGAACCUAAGCGCAAUGAUGCACAUUUCUUGAGUCAUGCCAAGAAAUCUCUAAGUACUAGCAUGGGGAACUUUUUCCGGCGUCUCUCACCAAAUGUGAGGAGGCGAACAAAACAUCACAAGAGAAACUCAUCAACAGAAGGGAGCGCACAAAGCUUAAACACAAGUGAUUCAUGUUCUAUUGAAAGUGACCCUUCGGGACAUCCUGUCCACCGUUCGAAUAGCAAGAGCAGGCGAUCAUUCAUGAAAUUCUUUGGAAAAAUUCAUCAUCGAAAUAAAUCUCACAGCUUAAGAUCUGUAGGGGAUCGCAAACCAUCGAAAGAUGAUUUGGAAUGCUCACAGUCUCAAGACAUCAAACAGUUUGAUCCCUCUACUCAACGGAUUCUCAAAUCUAUUGAACAGAACUCUAUGUCAGAUAAAACUAUUUAUCAAAAAUUCAAAGCAAAACAACCUUCAAAUCACACAGCAGAUGCUGGUAACAAAAGUCAGGCUGUAAGGCCACUGCAAGCAACAAGCAAAACAUUGAAUAACAGUCCUUCUGGAGCAAAUCAAAAGAACAAAGAAAAUGAACUAAAGGCAAUGUCCCUUCCUUUGAAACCAUCUCUUGCUGAAGAGAAUGAACUCGAAGCCAAUGUGAGUCCACAGAGCAAUGCUAGCACAGCUGGAGCCGCUUCAUCUGUUUACGCAACUUCCUCUCUCUCAGAUCAGAACCAGUCUAUAGAUGAUUUUUCAUUGGCUGUUCACACACCAGGUAGCGAAGGGACUUUUGCAACAAGCCCUGGUUCUCAUACAAAUAAUGCUGCCAAAACACAUUUAAUAAACAAUGACUCACCAGGCUCCCUGGAUCUAGGUUCUCAAUCUGCUCCUGAUUCCUUUAUUGAUAUUCCCAGCCGAAAACCCUCCUAUCUAAAGCUUAGUUGUUCUGUGAGUGGUUAUGGCAAGUACAGUGUUUAUAGCUCCUACAAGGAUAUUGAAAGGCGCUCACCAUUCUCAAGCAGUUCUUCAUUAAAGGCAGAAUCCAGAUCAACAUCAUGUGAAAUGCCUGCCAUACAAUCAGAUAAUAAGGAAGUUACAAAAAGUAUUGAUGACAGUCCCUCUAAAGACAAAGAGCUGAAAGCUGACAUGGAUGGCUCUGUACCUGCAUCUUCCAAUGGCAUCGAUGGUAUACCUGAAUCUUCUGUUAUUAACAUCACAUCAACUGAAUCAUCUCAUGUGGAUGGAGACUAUUUCCUGAAACUAACACUGAAAGAAGAGGAAAAGUUAUCAAAACUAUGUGCUGAGACUGCAAAUGAUUUAGAUAAACACCAUCUACCUGAUGAUGUCAGCGGGAAGAUACGAGCUGCAAUUGGAAAAGCAAACCUACUUCAAAACAAAAAAUUUAAGCAGUUUCGAGAAUUAUGUCAGAAUUAUAUGACUCCAGUUUCUUCAGAAGAAGAUCACCCAACUAAGCUAGAAGAUCUACAAGGAUUCUGGGAAAUGGUACAAAUACAAAUUGAUGAUGUUUACGACAUGUUUGCCGAAAUAGAUUUAUUACGACAAAACGGCUGGAAAGAAGUGCAUUUUGAAUCUCGAAGAAGCUCCAGUUCCAGCCAGAAAUCAGCCAGUGUAAACAGUACACCAUCUCACACACCAGGAAACCACAUCACGAAUAGCUUACCUCCUAAAAUAUCCCCUGAUGGUCAUCUGAUGGUAAUGGAUGCCACAGGUAAGAUCACUUAAGCACUGCACCAAAUA
Molecule: messenger RNA, 3676 nt
Organism: Octopus bimaculoides (California two-spot octopus)
Lineage: Eukaryota; Metazoa; Mollusca; Cephalopoda; Octopoda; Octopodidae
Biological process (GO): signaling
Cellular component (GO): glutamatergic synapse; postsynaptic specialization
Molecular function (GO): molecular adaptor activity
Source: RefSeq, a predicted model, not a curated record